GCACCUUCCAUUUCGAAUUUUACCACUUCACAAUCCCAAUUCUCCAAUUGCAUAAGCGAGAGAAGAAGAAGAAGAAUCAACAAUGAAGCCGAUGGUAGUAGACUAUUUAGCAGACAUGGAAGAACAAGGAUCAACAAUGGCGAUGGACGUUGAUGACGUGGACACAAUCGACAUGUUCGGCGAAGGUCCACUCGGUGGCGGCGAACACCUCCGUCUCGCCGACUCCGACUUCUUCAAUCUCUUUCAGGAUGAUUUCGAUGACUCAGAUAUCAACUAAAUCUAUUAACUAAAACUCUUCCUUUCCUAAAAAAACAACUAUAUGUGAUGUUUCCUCUCCCUUCUAGGGUUUACUCUUGCCUAUGGUACGUUGUACUUAAUUUUCUGAAGGAAUAAAGCAAUUUUUUUGGAUGCUCUAGAAAUUUUAUCAUAGCUUGCUUAUUCACAUCGA
Solanum pennellii is the source of this 448-nucleotide messenger RNA. Its product is annotated as small acidic protein 1. The transcript has a single exon. Bases 83 to 277 code for a protein of 64 amino acids. The record is from RefSeq and is a predicted model, not a curated record. NCBI's taxonomy places the organism in Eukaryota, Viridiplantae, Streptophyta, Magnoliopsida, Solanales, Solanaceae.